This is a messenger RNA of Arabidopsis arenosa, 1045 nucleotides long. The record is from the annotation of a GenBank genome assembly. NCBI's taxonomy places the organism in Eukaryota, Viridiplantae, Streptophyta, Magnoliopsida, Brassicales, Brassicaceae.
AUCUUUACCAGAGAGAGAAAGCUCAGAGAUUUAAUUAGCUUAAUUUUUCUUUCGUUGGGAAAUUGAGGAAGUGAUUGUUAUCACCGGAGAAGAGAGAGAAAAUGUUGGGAAUUUUCAGUGGAGCUAUAGUAUCGCCGCCGGAAGAGCUGGUGGCUGCCGGAAGCCGAACUCCGUCGCCGAAAACAACCGGAGCAACUUUAGUGAACCGUUUCGUCGAGAAAAAUCCCUCCGCUGUUUCUGUACAAGUCGGCGACUAUGUUCAGCUUGCUUACAGCCAUCACAACGAGAGUCCUCUCCGGCCGAGAUCAUUUGGGGCUAAGGAUGAGAUAUUCUGCUUGUUCCAAGGCUCACUUGAUAACCUAGGAAGCUUGAAACAGCAAUACGGGCUUGCAAAGAACGCAAACGAGGUUCUUUUGGUCAUCGAGGCUUAUAAGACUCUCCGUGACAGAGCUCCUUACCCGGCCAACCACGUCGUGGCUCACCUAAGUGGCGAUUUCGCCUUUGUGGUCUUUGAUAAAUCAACCUCCACUCUGUUUGUCGCCUCUGACCAAGUUGGCAAGGUUCCAUUGUAUUGGGGAAUAACAGCUGAUGGGUAUGUGGCAUUUGCUGAUGAUGUUGAGUUGCUAAAAGGUGCUUGUGGCAAGUCUCUUGCGUCUUUCCCUCAAGGCUGUUAUUACUCAACGGCGUUAGGUGGGCUUAGGAGCUUCGAGAACCCUAAGAACAAGAUCACUGCAGUUCCUGCUAAUGAGGAAGAAAUUUGGGGAGCCACCUUUAAGGUGGAAGGAGCAACAGUUCUUGCAGAUUGAGAAUGAAAGAGAACAAAAAAGAUUCAGAUCCAUGUCUCUUAAAUCUUGAACUGUAGCAGCAAAAAAAUAAAAAAUGAUGUAGGAAAAACAAAAAGCUGUUCUAUGAGUUCUUGAAGCUACCAAUGGUUGGUGAUGUGUGUAGUGUUGUAUCUCUCUUAUGUUUUAUGCUUCUUUGUACAGCCCGUGUCUGUCUUCUGGUGUUAUUAGUGUCUUCUUCCUAAUAAGUUUUAAUGUCUCUG